AUGGAGAAGAGAAUACUGCAACUCAAAGAUGAGGUUCUAUUGCAGCAUCCAUAUCUCAUAGUUCUUGCAGUAAUUUUAAGCUUCAUCAUUAUGGAUCCCUUUCAAUUAAGUCCAGUAGGGGGCCAUGACUUUAGGCCUGUAAAGAAUGACAUUGCAUCAUACCAGGAAGUCAUGGAGAGUUGGCCCAGGGACAACCGAAGCCGGUUGGGAUUGGGAAACUUGGAGUUCAAGGAUCAAAUUUUUGGCCCCGAGUCGUUGGAGUUUGAUACAUGGGGACGUGGCCCUUACGCUGGACUUGCUGAUGGCCGUAUUGUACGGUGGAUGGGAGAAGAUGUAGGAUGGGAAACAUUUGCACUUGUAACGCGUAACUGGACUGAGAAGCUAUGUUGUAAAGGUGUUCAUUCAACUACACAUAAGCAAUGGAAGGUCGAGUCGAAGUGUGGGCGUCCCCUAGGCCUUAGGUUUGACAGAAAGAGUGGAGAUUUGUACAUUGCAGAUUCUUACUAUGGCCUACUGGUAGUGGGACCUGAAGGAGGCCUUGCCACUCCUUUGGCAACACACGUAGACGGGAAGCCUAUUCUUUUCGCAAAUGACCUCGAUAUUCAUAACAAUGGAUCCAUAUUUUUCACUGAUACUAGCAAGAAAUACAACAGGGUGGACCAUUUCUUCAUAAUGUUGGAAGGGGAAGCCACUGGUAGACUCCUUAGAUAUGAUCCACCUACAAGAACAACACAUGUAGUAUUGGAGGGUUUGGCAUUUCCAAAUGGAGUCCAAUUGUCUAAAGACCAAUCCUUUCUUCUAUUCACUGAAACAACUAAUUGCAGGAUCAUCAAGUACUUUUUAGAAGGUUCUGAAAAGGGUACCACCGAGAUCAUAGCUGACCUUCCGGGAUUUCCAGACAAUAUAAGGCUUAACCAAAAAGGUCAGUUUUGGGUAGCAAUUGAUUGUUGUCGGACUCGAGCACAGGAAUUUCUUAUUUACAAUCCAUGGUUGAGGAACAUAUACUUCCGACUGCCCAUUCCGAUGAGGUAUUUGGCCAGGUUCGUGGGAAUGAGGAUGUAUUCUAUGGUAUCACUCCUCAAUGAUAAAGGAGAUGUAUUGGAUGUUCUUGAAGAUAAAAAGGGUGUAGUGAUGAAGCUAGUGAGUGAAGUAAAAGAGGCAAAUGGGAAGUUAUGGAUUGGAACAGUGGCCCACAAUCACAUUGCCACCCUCCCUUACCCUCUUCAACUUGUUCCUGCUGGUGCUGCAACUGUUGCUGCUGUAGUAGUUGAUGCUGCUGAAACUGAUGCUGCUGUUUCUGAGAAUGAAUCUGGAGCUGCUGUAAUUGUUGAGCAGUUAACAUUGUGUGCAUAG
Fraxinus pennsylvanica is the source of this 1353-nucleotide messenger RNA. The record is from the annotation of a GenBank genome assembly. NCBI's taxonomy places the organism in Eukaryota, Viridiplantae, Streptophyta, Magnoliopsida, Lamiales, Oleaceae.